AAUCAAAAUCAAAAGCCCCCCCUCGGUCCCCUUCUCCACCUCUCUCCAAUCGCCAUCGUUUUUUCCGUUUCCUCUCAUUUCAUAACUCCUUUUUUCCUCUUUCCUUUAUUUUAUUUCUUUUGAAUUUUUCAGUAUAAUUACGCCAAAAUUAUCAAUUUUCCUUUUUCAGAAUUUUCUCUUCUCGAUCUAUCCGCUUCGGGUUUGAGAGAGAAGAGAUAAGACAUAGUGAGAGAGAGAGAGGGGGAAAUGGCGCAUAGAGUAGAUCACGAGUACGAUUACCUUUUCAAGAUCGUGUUGAUUGGCGAUUCUGGAGUUGGAAAAUCGAAUAUUCUCUCUCGGUUCACCAGAAACGAGUUCUGUUUGGAAUCUAAAUCCACUAUCGGCGUCGAGUUCGCUACCAGAACUCUCCAGGUGGAGGGAAAGACUGUUAAGGCACAGAUAUGGGAUACGGCAGGUCAGGAGAGAUAUCGGGCUAUCACUAGUGCUUACUACAGAGGAGCUGUUGGUGCACUUCUUGUCUAUGACAUAACCAAGAGGCAAACCUUUGAUAAUGUUCAAAGGUGGCUGCGUGAGUUGAGGGACCAUGCGGAUUCCAACAUUGUCAUCAUGAUGGCUGGAAAUAAAUCGGACUUGAAUCAUCUCAGAGCCGUCUCUGAGGAGGAUGGUCAUGCUCUGGCUGAGAAGGAAGGUCUUUCGUUUCUUGAGACGUCAGCACUGGAAGCAACCAACGUCGAGAAGGCAUUCCAAACUAUAUUGAAUGAGAUCUACCAUAUCAUAAGCAAAAAGGCGUUGGCAGCACAAGAAGCAGCUGCUAGUACUACAAUUCCUGGCCAAGGAACCACCAUAAAUGUUGCUGAUGCAUCUGGGAACACUAAGAAAGGAUGCUGUUCCACUUAAAAAAGUGAUAGGUUAUAUUUUAGGAAGGGAAAAUAUUUGCUAGCAAGCAGGCCUUUUCGUUUUUUUUUUCUCUUUUAUUUCUCCCUUUUCUUUUCUUUUUUCCCCACCCUUUUUCAAUUUUUGGCUGAGAGAGACACAUGUAGAAUACUUAUUUUUACUUAAAUGAGUUGUGAUAAGGAAGCUUGUGAUAUUUUAAACAACCAUAUUGGUGUUUGUAGGA
Molecule: messenger RNA, 1117 nt
Organism: Theobroma umbraticum
Lineage: Eukaryota; Viridiplantae; Streptophyta; Magnoliopsida; Malvales; Malvaceae
Product: ras-related protein Rab11C
Molecular function (GO): GTP binding; GTPase activity
Source: RefSeq, a predicted model, not a curated record